CUUACUAUGUAGCUUGUCAAUACAUGCAGAACCUACCGAUCUUGCGGGAUUGAUAGAAGCUAUCAUGUCUUUCUGGGAGAAAGCUACCACUGUCGAGAAAGUGGACUCCAAAACAUACUCCUGCAAUUUAUUGGACGACUGGACCAUCGGAACUGUUCCGAACGGCGGCUAUGUAACGGGAUGCAUACUGCAGGUUGUGUUUACGCAUUUCAGCACUGCACUAGCAAAGCAGAACCAACCGCAUACGAUCGCUCUCCACGUCGAAUUCCUGCGGAGAACUCAAAUCGGGCUAGCAAUAUUCAAAAUCGAUGAGGUCAAGCUUGGAAGGCAAACAUCCAUUGUACAUGUGCGCAUGUCCCAGGAAGGGAGGGAGGAGGUCAUCGCCUAUGUAACCAACUCAAACAUGGAUACCGAGGAAGGCCUCACAUUCGAUACAGGGUAUUCACUACGACCACCACCUCCUCCAGUAGACCUGGAAAAGCUGCAAGAGGACAAGGAUGAGAAUUGGAGUAGACAAGAAAUUCCGUUUCCAAAGUUCAGGAAAGCUUCGGCAAGAGUGCAGUGGCAUUUUCCGCGGAAAGGACAAGCUAUGAAGAGUCUGGCAGACGAAUGGCUGUGUUUCACAGACGGGUCUAACUUCACAAAUACCAGUCUCGGGUUUGUUGCCGAUAUGUUUCCACAGAUUAUCGAGUCGUACAGAGACCAAAGCCAGGGACCUUUCUGGUACCCAACGUUACUACUAAACCUGGACAUCAAGAAAGUUCUGCCUCCAGAAGGGGUCAAGUGGCUAGCUUUACGAGUGCAGCUGAAGAAGAUCAAGAACGGGAGGAUGGAUUUGGAAGUUCAUAUUCAUGAUGCUGAGGGCGAUCUGGUGUGUCUCAGCCACCAUGUCGGCUUUGUAGUGGAUGCAGCAAGGAAUUUAGCCGAGCGGAGGAAGCCGGAUACUAAGCUAUAGCCUUUCCAUGAAGGUCAAGAACUGGAGAAUGUAUUUGGAAAUUCACGUUUAUGGUGAUGAGGGCGAUCUAGUGUCUUAACCACCAUGUCGGCUUUAUGAUGGAUCAGGCAAUGAAUAUGGCUGAGUAGAG
Messenger RNA from Lindgomyces ingoldianus, 1085 nucleotides. RefSeq lists its product as uncharacterized. Bases 65 to 955 code for a protein of 296 amino acids. The record is from RefSeq and is a predicted model, not a curated record. Lineage: Eukaryota; Fungi; Ascomycota; Dothideomycetes; Pleosporales; Lindgomycetaceae. The transcript is spliced from 2 exons.